Molecule: messenger RNA, 594 nt
Organism: Trypanosoma theileri
Lineage: Eukaryota; Euglenozoa; Kinetoplastea; Trypanosomatida; Trypanosomatidae
Product: putative ribosomal protein L7/L12
Exons: 1
Coding region: 1-594 (197 amino acids)
Biological process (GO): translation
Cellular component (GO): ribosome
Molecular function (GO): structural constituent of ribosome
Source: RefSeq, a predicted model, not a curated record
AUGCGGAAGCUGCAGCGUGUUGGGAUUACAAUUCCAUUAGGCCGUUGUUUUGCGGUUGGCGCAGCAGGCACUAUGUUGCCACGCGGAAUGCAGGCAUUCCCAGUGCGGGAUAGCGGUGAAACCAUUGAGGCCAUCGCUGAGGCGUAUGUGAACAUGGAUUUAACAACAAUGCAGAAAUUUCACGAGCUCGUUGUGAAGAGUACACCACGACCGCCUGGCACCUCUGCUCCAGUGUAUGAGGAAAUGUUAUUGCAAGGCAUGGGAGGAGGUGGAUCCACCACCACUGUUGCUGCUGCUGCUGCUAUUCCGGCAGCUUCGAGUUCCUCUGAUGCGGCAGCGGCAGCGGGAAGUGAGGCCCCUACGAAGAAAGUGGUAGAGAAAAGUGCCUUUGAUGUUCAUGUGAAGAAGUAUCCAGCAGCUAAUAAGAUAAAACUUAUUAAGGAGUUACGUGCUGUAUCUGGGGUACCAUUGCAGGAGGCGAAGACGGCAGUGGAGAAGUGUCCUGGUGUUGUCGCUAAGGCAAUGGCACGUGCAGAUGCGGAGAAACUCAAAGGACUUCUUGAGGGACACGGUGCAGAAGUGGAGUUGCUGUAG